Molecule: messenger RNA, 3163 nt
Organism: Condylura cristata (star-nosed mole)
Lineage: Eukaryota; Metazoa; Chordata; Mammalia; Eulipotyphla; Talpidae
Gene: CLIC6
Product: chloride intracellular channel 6
Exons: 6
Coding region: 1-1773 (590 amino acids)
Cellular component (GO): plasma membrane
Molecular function (GO): D2 dopamine receptor binding; D4 dopamine receptor binding; D3 dopamine receptor binding
Source: RefSeq, a predicted model, not a curated record
AUGGCGGAGGCCGCGGAGCCGGUGGGGGACACCCCCGGUGUCCAGGGGCCACCGGAGGGCCCGGAGCUCCAGAGCCCCGACGAGGUGGGGGCGGCGGGCAGGGAGGCGGAGCGCGAGGAGGGGAGCUCAGGCGCCGCGGAGGCGCCCGGGGCCGAGGGGGCGGGCGCAGCUGCCGCAGCGGCGGGGACUGAGGGAGGAGACCCGGGGCCCGACGGCGGGCGCGCGGGCGAGCAGGCGCCGGACACCCGCACUGACACAGGGGCAGAGACUCCAGGCGCCACCGGAGCGCAGCGCGAGGCGGGAGCCGAGCAGGGCGCCCCCCGGGACGCCGAGGCCCCCCAGCCAGGGGAGGGGGGCAAAGGCACAGAGCAGAUGGAGGAGGCGGGCCCCGCGGGCCAGACACCUGGGAAAGCUCAGGGGGAACCCCGAGAUCCCGCGGCCCCCGGGACGGAGCAGGAGGCAGAGCGCGGGCCCGAGGAAGGCGGAGGAGGCGAGCCCGGGGUGCCAGGGGACAGCGUGGACGCCGAGGGGCCACUGGGGGACAGCCUGGGCGCCGAGGGGUCGGCAGGAGGCGCGCCCCGGGCCGUUGGGGAAUCGGGGGACCAAGAGGGCCGCAGCCCUUCGCCCCAGACCGAGAUGGUAGCUGUGGGGAGCGAGGGCGGCAGCCCCGGGGAGCUGUCGGGUGAGGCUCCGGGUGGGGCAGCGGGAGCCGCCGAGGAGAUGGAGGCGAGGGCAGCAGAGAAGGAGGAGGAAGCGGAGCCUGGGGAGCCCAGGGCAGACGCGGGUACAAGUGGGGACCAGGGCGAGCGGCACGCAGAGGUGCUGCAGGCAGAGCAGGGCGGGCAAGAGCGGGACCCCCAGGGGCCAGGCGAGGACGCGGCAGCGGGGGGCGACGAGGAGCCCCUCAACGCCAGUCCUGCUGCGCCUGGUGGCGGCGCGGAGCCCGAGGCGGAGCUCAGCAACCACCUGGCGGAGGACAGCGCCCAGGGGGGCGAGGAGACGGCGCCCGUGAACGGCCGGGAGGACGAGGAGGCGGCGCAGGAGCCGGGGCCGGGGCAGAAGCACGACAUCACCCUCUUCGUGAAGGCUGGCUAUGAUGGCGAGAGCAUUGGAAAUUGCCCAUUUUCUCAGCGUCUCUUCAUGAUUCUCUGGCUAAAAGGUGUUAUAUUUAAUGUGACAACAGUGGACCUGAAAAGGAAGCCCGCAGACCUGCAGAACCUGGCUCCUGGAACAAAUCCUCCUUUUAUGACCUUUGAUGGUGAAGUUAAGACGGAUGUGAACAAGAUCGAGGAGUUCUUAGAGGAGAAAUUAGCUCCCCCAAGGUAUCCAAAGCUGGGGACUCAGCACCCUGAAUCUAACUCUGCAGGAAAUGAUGUAUUUGCCAAAUUUUCAGCAUUUAUAAAAAACACCAAGAAGGAUGCCAACGAGAUUUAUGAAAAGAAUCUGCUGAAGGCUCUGAAGAAGCUGGAUCAUUACUUAAAUAGCCCCUUGCCGGAUGAAAUAGAUGCCGAUGGCACCGAGGACGUCGCUGCUUCUGGAAGGAAGUUCCUGGACGGGGAUGAGCUCACGCUGGCCGACUGCAACCUCUUACCCAAGCUCCACAUUAUUAAGAUUGUGGCCAAGAGAUACAGAGAUUUUGAAUUCCCUUCUGAAAUGACUGGCGUCUGGAGAUACUUGAACAAUGCUUAUGCUAGGGAUGAGUUCACAAAUACAUGUCCAGCUGACCAGGAGAUUGAGCGUGCAUAUUCUGAUGUUGCAAAAAGAAUGAAAUGAAGGAUGGUGGUUUUCUGCCUUAUUUCACAUUUGGAUGGGCUAGGCUAUGGCAGGAGUCUGUUCUUUGACCCCACCUCCCUGCCCCCCUCCCCCCCAAAAAAACCUAUCUUUAGCAAACUAAUGCCCAUAUGGUAGUGUGAGCCACACAUCACCGUGUAAUUUGUGGGUCAGAAUAUUUCCAGUCUCUAUGGUUACACACACCAGUUGUCCAGUUUAUGUUAAUUUAUAUCUUUAACAUUCACUGCUUGUAAUCUAUGCUCGGGGGGCAGGCAUUUCACAGUGUAAGUUUCCAAGGAAAUUAGGUUUGAGUUCAAUUUCUCCUUCAAUUAAAAAAUAAGAUUGCCUCUGAUAGUUUUCAUAAUCAUAGAUAGCCUGUCUUUCUCCUCUAAAAAUUACUAGUAAAGUUUUUUUUUUCAAAAUGAGAAUGCUGUCUUUGUCAUUGCAAAAUGAUACAGAUCUUAUUUAAUAUUUAAAAACAAUGUCAGCUGGUUUAAAAGAAGGGUGUCACUAGUGUGGUGCAAGGUACCUCCCGACACUUAGUUAACUCCUGACGACUACGGUGGCACGUCAGACUCUUGAGUCUCUCUUUCCCACACAUAUUCACAACACACACGAUUUCAUUCACAUUGGAAUUGUGUUAUUCUGAAGGGCGGGAAAGUGAGGGACCCCCUGGUCUGGCCUUGAUGGUCACCCAUGCAGGACCUCAGAGGGUCAGCCCGGCCCAGCUGGAUAGGAGGCUCAGCCCUGGUUUCACAGGGAUGGAGAACCCCUGAUGGGCAGGGGCCAGCUGGAACGGGAAGCAGAGUGGACCCUGUUCUUGUUACCCCUGCUCCACCAUGGUGCAAGGUGCCCGUGUGGCUUUCCUUCCAGCUUCCUUUCCUGCCUUCCCCACCUCCCUCCCCACUUAGAGACACUGCGUCUCCCUCCAGUUGCGAGUGGUGGAGAAUCGUCUUGCAUUUCAUCUUCCUGCGGUCCUUUGACGUCACACACGUCCCCCCGGAACCUCUUGUUGAGUUGGAUGUGGCAUGUGGUUGUCAUGACGAUGUUCACUGGAAAAUCUUUGCAUCUGUUUUAUGGCGAGUCAGUUGGGAAGAGAGCCAACCACUGACAGGCACCGCCUAGGGACUCAGUUCAACGUGCCCAGUGACAGCGGCCCUAACGCCGUCCCUCUUUGUGUCCCUGGGACCAGUGCCUCGGUCUUGCCUCCGCCCACGUUGCCCUGUGCACUGGACACCGUGGGGCUGGCCGGCACGGUCUCCCUUGUUAGCGUUUCGGUCUGCCUCAGAGUCAGACUUCAAGACUAGGUUUAUGAUGUCACACUUCAACUUGGCACGUGAAUUGCCUACCAGAUGUUACUAGUGUUCACUCUGUACUUUUAGAUGUUAAAAUG